AUGUCUUCCCAACCCACCACAACCCCAACUCAACAAGCGACCAAAAAACCCUCUUCCACACUAACCGCGCUCUCCAUCCUUACCGUUCUCAUCGCAGUAUCUCUCGCCUUUUUCAUAGGCUACAAUACCAACAACAACAAUAACAAGACAACAGAGGAGCAGCACCUGACCUCCCAAACCGCCAAUCUGUUCGGUCUUAAACGUUUCUUCACAACUACUACUCCCGCAGUUAGCAGGGAGAUCUCAAAGACAGCAGCGUCCCGCAAGACUGCUGGUGGCAGUAGUAGUGAGAAGAUGAGUCGAACUCCGAUUUACUUUUUGAGCCAUGGGGGUCCGAAUGUCAUGUACCAGACGGAUCACCCGGCAUAUAAGAAGCUGGGCCAGAUUGGGAAGGAGAUUACGACUAAGGUGAAGCCGAAGGCUGUGGUAGUUUUCUCGGCGCAUUGGCAGGCAGGUAGGGAUAUGAUUCAGGUUAAUACGGCGGAGAUUACGGAUUUGAUUUAUGAUUUCUACGGUUUCCCCAGCCAUUAUUACAAGGAGAAGUAUCCCAAUGUGGGGAGCAGGGAGGUUGCGAAUAAGGUGCUUGAUCUACUCGGAAAAGCGGGCAUCAAGGCGGAAGGUGUGAAAAGAGGAUUGGAUCAUGGCGUGUGGGCAAGUUUCAAGUGUGCGUUCGAGCCUGAGUCGAACCCGCUGAACGUGCCCAUUGUGCAGGUUUCGCUGUUCAACAAUGAAGAUCCUGUCGCGCAUUACCGGCUCGGACAGGCCGUGUCUAGCCUCCGCGAUGAAAAUAUCCUCAUCAUCGUCUCCGGAAUGGCGGUCCACAACCUGCGCGAUCUGUGGUUCUCCAGGAACGAUUCGCGACCGCUGCCGUACACUACCAGCUUUGACGAGGCGUUGAAGAAAGCGGCAACGGCUCCCCCGGCGGAAAGAGAACAGGCUAUGGCGGAUCUGUUGAAGAGACCCGAUGCUCGGCAGGCACAUCCAACUUUUGAGCAUCUGCUUCCCAUCCACAUUGGCGCCGGAGCUGCGGGAGACGAUGUCGGCAAGAGGCUGUGGACGAUGGGUGAGGGCAGUAUGAGCUGGGCGCAGUUUAGAUUCGGUCAGGUAGCCAACAGUAGUAGUUCUCUGUGA
This is a messenger RNA of Aspergillus pseudotamarii, 1131 nucleotides long. Its product is annotated as DODA-type extradiol aromatic ring-opening family dioxygenase. The record is from RefSeq and is a predicted model, not a curated record. Lineage: Eukaryota; Fungi; Ascomycota; Eurotiomycetes; Eurotiales; Aspergillaceae. The transcript has 4 exons. Bases 1 to 1131 code for a protein of 376 amino acids. Gene Ontology annotation, molecular function: oxidoreductase activity, acting on single donors with incorporation of molecular oxygen; ferrous iron binding; zinc ion binding.